Messenger RNA from Lactuca virosa, 1360 nucleotides. NCBI's taxonomy places the organism in Eukaryota, Viridiplantae, Streptophyta, Magnoliopsida, Asterales, Asteraceae. The record is from the annotation of a GenBank genome assembly.
AUGAAUGAGCAUCCAAACCUUCCGUUCAUUUUUUUCCUUCGGAGGUGCGAGAGAAGGUUUCGUCUGGUGGGUCUUCUUCAACCUCCUGACCCCAGCCCUCCACGAUUGGGGGUAGUGGUUCGGUUUAGAAUCUAUCUGUCGGUUUAUUCCACUCCCCAAAGUCGAUUUUCGGACUCCAUCACCGCCAUCAGCCACAGCCACAGACGGUUUAUUCCACUCCCCAAAGUCGAUUUUCGGACUCCAUCACCGCCAUCUUCUCAUCUUCGACACCGUCUUCAGGGAAGAUACGAAGGGGUAGACCUCCCGGUUGUGGAAAUAAAUAACAGCUUGAUGCUUCAUGUAGUUGUUGGUGCUGGCCCUUUUCCUUCUCUGCUAUCUCCAAUGAUUUUUUCCUCGAGAUUUAGAGCAAAAGCAAUUGCCUUAUCACCUGAAAUGCAUUGGAUAUCAAACAUUGUAGUCGGGUUGUAUUUCUUGAGUGUGAUGACUAAAUUUGGGAUAAGAAAAGUAACAGAAGCAGCAACAGACAUUCCAAGCCAAAGAAGAUAUGCCAAAAUACACCGCCAAAUCGACCGGGUAAAUCCCACCGACACCGACUUCCAAAAUUGCAGCUUUAGAUGUAUUUUGAAGCACCCUACAAAUAUGGCUACUCCAUUCAACACAACGUAUCAAGGGAUAGAAAAGGACAAGCAGGAUGGAGAUAUUAUAAAUAUUGAUGUCACCGUUUACUUAGAUGGUUAUCAUGCUGAUACCUCAAAGACAUUUUUAUGUAGAAAUGUUGAUGAAGCCACAAAACGACUUCUAGAGGUUACUGAACAAUGCUUGGAGAGAGUUGCCUUCCGCUAUUACAACAGAUUUCGCCACAUGGGCAACAACAGAUAUUGUUCGAUGCCUAAUCUUCAACUAAGAAUCAGGACUUAUGGAAUCUAAGAAAGCCGACAAUUGAACUUAUUAACAUCCUCUAGCCAAUGUUAUACUUAGACAACACUUAAUGAGGAAAAAACCAUGAAGUAUUUGAUCCGUGGAAUCCGGCUCUUCGGUUCGAUCCAAUCAACCAAAGGAUAAACCCAUGAAGUAUAUAUUUCGAUAAAUAGCUUAUCCGACAACAAAAAAAUUAUCCAUGACGAAACAAUAUUACUGCUCUAUAACAAUACUCAAACUACAAACAAAUAGUUGAUCAAACAACAUUUACAAAGAACAAACAACGGAAAAAAUUGUCGCAUUCGACCCCCGUAAUGCGGGGCUCUCCACCUAGUUCUUAAUUAAUUAUUGACCAAUGUUAAUUAAAUAAAUAUGAUUUCUCUUUUAAUAUAUUAUUCUUAUAAUAUAUAAAUAAACCAUAAUAACCUCUUUCUCUAUUAUU